Messenger RNA from Octopus sinensis (East Asian common octopus), 965 nucleotides. RefSeq lists its product as uncharacterized. Lineage: Eukaryota; Metazoa; Mollusca; Cephalopoda; Octopoda; Octopodidae. The transcript has 4 exons. Bases 90 to 890 code for a protein of 266 amino acids. The record is from RefSeq and is a predicted model, not a curated record.
UACAAGGCCCUGCAUAUAAGAGGUAUAUAAACCACCAAAUCAUAGGCAGAAGCGAUCCAAAAUUCAGGAAGAACCGGAUACCAGCAGAAAUGUCUUACAAUUGGCUCAUUUUGUCUCUGAGUCUUACAGUGUUUACUGUACAGAUCUCUCAAGGUUACGUCACAGUUGAAACAGUUAAAGAAAAUGCCCAAAAAUUCCUGAAUGAAGCAAUCGCUGGCGCAGAUUCUGAUAAACCAAUUUUAUUUGCUGAAGAACCUGUUGCUAUCUUAGGCAACAUAUCGUCGGAAAUCUUGAAGAUGGAAUUGGCACCAAAGUUAAUGAUGUAUGAAUUUGACAAGAAAACCUAUUACACCUACGGAAACAUGGUACAGAGUCUCAGUACAGCAUACUUCGCAGUUCGUGAGAGCAACCUUGGAGUGAAACGUGGAGAUAAAUUUAUCAAGGAUAUUGAUGACUGGGAGUUCUCAACACCCCCUACAGAUAUUAAAAGAGAAGUUGGAUCUUGGAUCGAAAAACUGAUAGGAAAGGAGUUUGCAGAAUUAUUUUCUCUUGAUUCCAAACACAAUGACGUUUUCUUAAAAUACGUUAGUAAAUCGCUCACCUCAAUGAACAAAAAAUGCCGACGCCUGAACCCGGACGUGAAAACGAGGGGCCUUGUCAAUAUCCCUAUCGUAGUAUACCCAACCUUAAAAGAUGAAAAUUUCCAUCUUUAUCGUAUUCUUAUCGAUGACUGGGUUAGCUGUAAUUUAGUAAACAACGAGGGUGGGUUAACUGGCGACUUUCAAAAAUCCACAUUUGCACCCCGUAAGGAUAUUAUACCAUUUAUAAAACAAGGUAUGAGGGAUACACUUGAGAAGCUGGUGAACGAUAAAUUUACAGCAAUGCAUUGAAAAUAUUUUUUGCUCAAUAAUUUUGGAAAUAUAUAACAACACUGUAAAUGAAUAAAUAAAAUCAUUUCUUUCGUC